AUGAAUACAUAUACUGAACAACCACCAUGCCGCUGCGAAUUUGUUUACGACUGGGUGGAGAAGCAUCAAAUAUAUUUUGAUAACCCAGAACUCACCUACAACCUCAAUCUUAACUGUUCAAAACCAGUUAUGUAUUCGGGAGAAGAUCAGCCAGCCGUCACGCACUGUGGAGCUGCUACAAUACAGAGGAAAAAGAAAGCUGUCAACUACAGAACAACACCGCUGUUUUAUGAACCUAAGCUGUUUAAACUAGAUCCAGCCUUUUUUGUAGAAGAAUCGGAAUAUUCUGAUGAAGAGUCAGAAUAUUUUGGAGAAGAGUUAGAGUAUUCGGAAGAAGAUUCAGAUACGUCUGAAAAAGAAUCAGAGCCUUUUGAAAUACAGACAGAAUCUAAUGAUGAAAAGCGAGGAUCUUCUGAAGAAGAGACAGUAUCUUCUAAAGAAAAGAUAGAGUAUUCUAAAAAAGAGUCAAAGUCCUCUAAAGAAGAAAUCCAAGCUUUUGAACUAGAACCCCAAUCUUUGAACGAAGAAAACCAAACGUUUGAGGAAGCGUAUCCAUACUUUGGAGAAGAGGCAAUCUCUUCAGCAGCAACAUUUGUACAACAGCCCGAAUAUUCAGAAGCAGGGUCAUCCUAUUUAGCACAUCAAGCCCCAUAUAUGAGUCAACAGUAUUAUUCGCAACAACCACACUUCGGACUUCAGACCGCCGAUAUGAAACCAGUACCUUCAUAUUAUGGAACACAGUCUCAAUAUUACAAGCCAAUGCCUCCUUACUACGCGCCAAUGCCCUUAUAUUACGGGCCAGCGGCCUUCCAGUGUGGUAUAGUGCCAGGAUACAAUAGGCAUUAUUAA
This is a messenger RNA of Spodoptera exigua (beet armyworm), 849 nucleotides long. Lineage: Eukaryota; Metazoa; Arthropoda; Insecta; Lepidoptera; Noctuidae. The record is from the annotation of a GenBank genome assembly.